Fragaria vesca subsp. vesca is the source of this 2315-nucleotide messenger RNA. Its product is annotated as squalene monooxygenase-like. Bases 243 to 2093 code for a protein of 616 amino acids. Gene Ontology annotation, biological process: sterol biosynthetic process. The transcript is spliced from 8 exons. Gene Ontology annotation, molecular function: flavin adenine dinucleotide binding; squalene monooxygenase activity. Gene Ontology annotation, cellular component: membrane; endoplasmic reticulum. The record is from RefSeq and is a predicted model, not a curated record. Lineage: Eukaryota; Viridiplantae; Streptophyta; Magnoliopsida; Rosales; Rosaceae.
GGUUGUUAACUUGUUAUCCUAUCGAUGAUUACAAUCUCGACCGACGGUGUACAAGGAAAUUGAAAUGAUAUAUGUGAAAAUGAAACCAUACCCAACGCAGAAAGUAAAACAUUUGGAGCUAUUUGGCUUCUGCAGUAGUGUCAUAAUCUGGUUCAGUAACAACAAUGGAGAAUCGGGUAGGUGUGUAAAUACACCAUAACUACGAUCAUUAAGCAGACCACAACCCUCAGCCACAUGAUAAAAUGCAACUACACAAACCAAUCUUCCAGACUCAUCUUCCACCACAACCAAGCUCACAGCUUUUUGCUCAGACCCAUCUUCCCCAUAAAACUCACCUUCCCUCAAUCUCUCUCUGCUUCCAUAAACCCACAACACCCGAAAGCUUAACCAGUUCCACCUGCAUUCUGACACAAACAGAGAAGAGAACCAAACAAGGGCAUUCUCCUUCUUCUUCUUGUUCUUAUUCUUCGUCUGGGUCUUGUAAUUCAUCUUUUAAUUCAAAGAUGGCGACAAUGAUGGCGAUCGAUCCGCACGUUGUCUGGACAUUCCUGGCUUCUUUAUUGGGUUUCCUUCUUCUCUUCCUUCUCCGUCGCCGGAAUUACGGUAAUGCCACCGCCAAGGACAAAGGAAAUGUUAAAAACAAGAACAAGACGAGCGAGGAUCAUGUUUCAGAAGAAUGUCUGAAGAGCUCCGGCACUGACGUCAUCAUCGUCGGCGCCGGGGUUGCUGGCGCUGCUCUUGCACACACCCUAGGAAAGGAGGGAAGACGUGUUCGUGUGAUUGAAAGAGACUUGACAGAGCCGGAUCGAAUUGUUGGGGAACUUCUCCAGCCCGGGGGGUACCUGAAACUGAUUGACUUGGGACUUGAAGAUUGUGUUGAGGAAAUCGAUGCUCAGCGAGUUCUUGGAUAUGCUCUUUUUAAGGAUGGGAAGAAUACUACGCUGUCCUAUCCCCUGGAACAGUUCCAUUCAGAUGUGGCGGGUAGAAGUUUCCACAAUGGACGGUUCAUACAGAGGAUGAGAGAAAAAGCUGCCACUCUUCCCAAUGUACAAUUGGAGCAAGGUACAGUCACAUCUCUGCUUGAAGAAAAUGGGAUAAUUAAGGGGGUUCAGUACAAAACCAAGGAUGGUCAAGAACUUCAAGCUCAUGCUCCACUUACGAUUGUCUGUGAUGGUUGCUUCUCAAAUCUGCGCCGCACUCUUUGCAAGCCUCAGGUAGAGGCGCCUUCUUGUUUUGUGGGAUUAAUUUUGGAAAAUUGUGAACUCCCAUUUAUAAAUCACGGGCAUGUUAUUCUAGCUGAUCCAUCUCCGAUCCUGUUUUACCAAAUCAGUAGUACAGAGGUCCGCUGUUUAGUUGAUGUGCCUGGCCAGAAAGUACCACCCAUCGCCAAUGGGGCAAUGGCUAACUAUUUGAAGAAUGUGGUAGCUCCACAGCUUCCACCUGAACUUCAUGAUCCCUUCGUAUCUGCAAUUGACAAAGGAAAUAUUAGAACUAUGCCGAAUAGAAGCAUGCCGGCCAAUCCACAGCCAACUCCUGGAGCACUUUUAAUGGGCGAUGCUUUCAAUAUGCGUCAUCCUUUAACUGGUGGAGGAAUGACUGUGGCACUAUCAGACAUUGUUAUACUCAGGGAUCUUCUUAAGCCAUUACGUGAUAUAAAUGAUGCUCCUUCGUUGUGCAACUACCUAGAAUCCUUUUAUACCUUGCGCAAGCCGGUUUCAUCUACGAUAAACACCCUGGCAGGUGCCCUAUACAAGGUGUUCUCUGCCUCCCCUGACCAAGCAAGGAAGGAGAUGCGCCAAGCAUGUUUUGACUAUCUGAGCCUUGGAGGUGCCUGUUCAACUGGACCAGUGGCUCUGCUCUCUGGUCUAAAUCCUCGCCCGCUGAGUUUAGUUCUCCAUUUUUUUGCUGUUGCGAUAUAUGGUGUUGGACGUUUGCUUCUACCAUUUCCUUCACCAAAACGCAUCUGGAUUGGAGUGAGAUUAAUUUGGGGCGCAGCAGGCAUAAUAUUUCCCAUCAUCAAGGCAGAAGGUGUGAGACAGAUGUUCUUUCCUGCUACUAUUCCAGCUUAUCAUAGAGCUCCUCCUGCUAACUGAGAUGCAAACAAUAAUAUCCAAGACCAAGAUCGAGUAAAGUGAUCUUCAGACUUGUUAUUUUCAAGAUUCCUGUAAUAUCAGCUCCUACCUGUAAAACUCCACAUUCGUGUAAAACUCCACAUUCGUGGAUCUUAUAGUGCCCAAUUCCAGAGAAAGUAAAAGCUGAGUAAUAUAUAUGUAAAAGAUUUGUAUUGAAAUUGCAAUGUACCUUUCUUACAUUUC